Messenger RNA from Corythoichthys intestinalis (scribbled pipefish), 2349 nucleotides. Its product is annotated as CD109 antigen-like. Gene Ontology annotation, cellular component: extracellular region. Lineage: Eukaryota; Metazoa; Chordata; Actinopteri; Syngnathiformes; Syngnathidae. The transcript is spliced from 7 exons. The record is from RefSeq and is a predicted model, not a curated record. The coding region runs from base 220 to 1224 and encodes 334 amino acids.
AUAAGACUUUGAUACUUGAGAAUGCACAGAAUCAUAUUUCUAUUUAUUAUAAAUGAAUGCCAGUCAAAACAAACAAUUACACAAAUUUUAUUCCCUGGAGUAUUCAACCAGAUAUGUAAACAAUUAUUUUGACAGAUAACCUUCAGUUGAAUUGUUUAGAAAAUUCACACAUUUCACAAUCAUGAGAUCCGGUUAAUUUUUAUUGUGCUAACAGAAACUAUGAUGUGGGCGUCCUCUGCUGGGCUGAACUUGCAUAAGGGGUGGCCACACUCAUCUCAGAUAGAAAUGGCCUCCUAUGUGAUGCUGGCACAUAUUCGGCGUGGAAGCUAUGUGGAGGGCAUCCCAUAUCUAAAGUGGUUAAGCAAGCAAAGAAACUUCUUGGGUGGCUACAGGACAACACAGGACACAAUAGUUGCCCUUCAGGCUCUGGCUUAUUAUGCUGCAUUUAGUGGCUCCAGCUCCAUCGAUCUCCGUCUCUUUGUAUCUACUCCACAUGCUUCAUUUAUGUUUCCCAUCAAUUCCACCACCUAUUUGACCUACCAGCAGCAAAAGAUCAAUGCUGACAAAGAUGUACAACUAGAAAUAUACAUGGAAGGAAGAGGAUUUGCCAUAUUCCAGAUUAAUGUCUUUUACAACAUGGAGAGCACAGCCUUUUCAAAGAAUCACUUUUUGCAUGCCAGAGACCAGGAGGCUUUUGAAUUAAAUGUGAAUGUGACAGACGGGAAAGACAAAAAUCACUUGUUGUUAUCAGUGUGUGUCAGAUUAAAGACCAAUCAAGACAUUGCUCAAACAGGAAUGGUUGUGCUGGAUGUAGGUCUGCUCAGUGGCUUUGCUCUCUCCCCUGGAGCUGUUACCCCAAAACAAUUAAUAGGAAAGGUGGAGACACUGCCUCAGAAAGUUAUUCUCUACCUGGAUUCUCUCAACAAGUCUGAGGUUUGCAUCCAACUUCCUUUGAUCAGAGUUUUUAAGGUGGCUCACAUUCAGGAUGCACUAGUACAAGUGUAUGACUACUAUGAACCUACAAGAAGAGCAGCGACAUUGUAUCAUUCUGAUGUUCAACGUCACAUGGACACUUGUGACUUGUGUGGGAAAGACUGUCAUCUGUGUAAACUUGGAAUUCCCAUCAGUGUGCCCUCAUCACUCAACCACUCAAUGCGUAGUACAACCUACAACUCUUGGUGCCUAUUGCUUGGAAUCAUUUUUCUUUCUGGUUAUUUAAUUUGAGUAAUAUGUUUGGUUAUGGGUAACAGUGGUUAGCCUGUCCGCUUUGAAUCUUGGCUCUGAUCUUCCCAUUUGGAUUUGCUUCUCCUCGUGCUUGCUUGAUGUCUCUAUCAGGAAAUAAAAUAACUUUGCCAAGCCACCAAUUUCGAAAUUUUGAACUGUCCCUCACAAUUAGUUGCUCCACUUUAUCCAUAUGCCACGUCACGUACAGUGUACAAAAGAAAAGGUGAGGUAAGAAAGUGGUAAAUAUGUCAGUGGAACAUGUUGGUACCAUAAAAUUCUUACAGUAGUUGAUGAUUAUUUGCUAUUAAAAAAAUGUUAGUUCGAAAAUGUAAUAUCUUGUCUCGGUAGUGCAUUGAAUUAAAUAAAGGUUGAACAUGAUUUGAAAAGCCUUGUAUUCUAUUUUUAAUUCAUGUUUAACAGAACGUACUGUAGUUCACUGGAGUUGGGUUUGUAGUUUAGUUUAAAGAAAAAAAAAUAUUGUAGCCCAUCUAUGUUUUUGUUCUUUUCAAACUGACAUAUUUUGAAGUAAAAUUGGUGCAUAAUGCCUUUUCACACAAAAAUAGUAUGAAAUAAGUACAGUACAGAAGUGGGUAGUAAUGCUUUACAUGUACUCCAUUACAUUUAUUUGAGUAACUUUUUGAAAAAAAUAUACUUCUAAAAGUAUACUUUUACUUGAGUAGAUUUGUAAAGAAAAAAAAAAACGUUACUCUUACUCUGGGCUACAAAACAGUCCUUACAUUUUUCCUCUUUACAUCUACGUAUUAAUAUUAAUAUUAUUUUGGUCAGCGAUGCCAAGAGUAGCUCUACCAAUUUCACCAAUCAGACGUCGCAACAAUAUCCCAUUACACCAAUCUGACGUAAGCUUGCCGUUCUAUAACGCCAGCCUGUUCAAUCACGUGGCGUCUUUGAAGCACCGUAAAAAAGGAAGUAUUUGACAUAGAGCUAUGCCCUCAACAUGAAUGGAAAGUGCAGAAUUAAGCCUCUCUCUGGAACGGAAAACCAGAGAUAUGAGCCUUUUAAUUUCAUAAUAGUAACAAUGAAGGAAGUACUCACUAUUCAAACUAGGAACUAUUUUCUCCACUAGAGGGCAACUCCGUUCUGUCUUUUUUUUUCCUCGCUCCAGGU